Messenger RNA from Ambispora gerdemannii, 135 nucleotides. Lineage: Eukaryota; Fungi; Glomeromycota; Glomeromycetes; Archaeosporales; Ambisporaceae. The record is from the annotation of a GenBank genome assembly.
ACGAACGUUAACGUUAAUGGAGCAUCAUCGUUAAUAUUGAAUAUAGAUGCCAAAUCGCGCUCCAAAAAGUGUUACGCCGCCGAUCAUGUACUAGCUCUAUUAAGAGUUGGAUAUAUGUCGCGUAAAAUCAAUUAG